Molecule: messenger RNA, 9846 nt
Organism: Paramecium sonneborni
Lineage: Eukaryota; Ciliophora; Oligohymenophorea; Peniculida; Parameciidae
Source: the annotation of a GenBank genome assembly
AUGUAAUAUAUUUGGUUAUUUCUUUUGACAGAAGUAAUAGGAAUAAGAAAGUACUAUGAUGAAUAUAAUUCUUUUUUUGAAUAAGAAAAUGAUCCUUGUCCUGAAAUGCAUACUUUAAAGGUUGAUUUUAGUCCAGAUUAUUGUGUGUGUAUUGAUAAAUGUAUUAUGAGAUAGCUUAUAAUGAAAUUUGUAUAGGAGCUUUAAAAGCUUCAAUAAAAAUUGAUUAAAAUGGUGACUCCUUUUUAUGUCAACCAAGAUUUUAAGUUUGGGAUACAGGGAGUCCAACAAAAGAUUAUAUUACAAUGCAUUGUGGGUUUAAUGGUGGUGAUUAAUUAGUAAUGGAAUUGUUGACUAAUGGACAUUAUUAAUAUUAUUGUACAAGUAAGAAUAUUAGAUUAUUCCAAUAGCUCUUUAUGAUGAUGCAAAUAUUAGAUGUUUGAUUACUACAUUAGUUUAAGGUUUUUAUAGAUGUCUAUUUUGUAAACAUCCAUAUUAUGGAGAAAGUUGUUCAUAAACUAUUAAGGGUUAUGAUUAGAGAUAUUUUAAUCCUCCAAAAAGUAAUCAUUUUAUAUUAGAUUAAGAAUGCAUCAAUAACAAUUGUUUAGAAUGUCAAGAUGAUAUUUCUUGUAGUAAAUGUAUUCCUGGCAAAGGUUCAAAAUCGAAUAAACUAUGUGAUAUAGGUAUUAUUAUAAUAUUAGUAUUUAGAUUGUCGAGGGUUUUAAGAUUGUUCAAUGAAUUCUAAUGGUAUCAUUUAAUACAAUUCAUAAUGUAUGAUAGGAUAUUAUUUAUAUUCUGGAACUACUUGUAAAUGUAUCUAAAAUUAUUAUAUAAUUUAGAAUGUAAUGAAGGUUGUUUAAGUUGUUCUUAUGAUCCAAUAAUUAAUUAUCCUGGAUGUAGUAUUUGUGAUUCCAAUUAUUUCAGAAAAUUAGUUUAUCAAAAUGUCCCAAAUAUAUAUGGUUGUUUCAGAAUUGAGAAUUGUGAUAAAUCUAGAUAAUAGAUUACUGGUUUCUCAAUUUCAUCAAAUGGAUUAUAUUCCUACAAUAUUUAAUGUAAUUUAUGUGACUUCACAUAUUACUAUGAUACUGAAUCUGGAGAAUGUGAAAGUAAUAAUUUUCAAAUAUUUUUUUAGAAAUUUCAAAAUAAAAUUAAUUUUGUUAAAUCUUAGGAUUAAACCCAGAAAAUUGUUUCGCUUGUCAUCCCUUAUAUGAAAGACUUCCAGAUGCUACAUGUUAAAUUAGAGUUUGCAAUCCUUUUUGUCUAACAUGUUUAGAUAAUAAUCCAAAUAAAUGUAUCACCUGCAGAGAAGAUAGAAACUAUAAUAGUUAUACAUGUUAAUGUAAAACAACUAAUACUUGUGAAUGUUUGGAUGGUUUUUGUUAUGAAUGUGAAUAACCUGAUAUAUUCUAUUGUACAUCAUGUAAACCUGGAUCAAAUAGAAUACUUGUGGAUAAAUAAUGUGUUUGUCCACCUGGAUAUUAAGUAUCCACAAGUAAUCCUUAAAAUUGCAUUUGUAUGAUUUACUGAUUAAUAUUGAAGUGUGUGAUCAUUCUUGUAAAUUUUGUUCUGGUCCAUCAAAUUCUGAAUGUAUAACAUGUCCAAAGGAAAGUACUUCAAAUAGAAUUAAAGUUGAUGGUUUAUGCAUUUGCAAACCUGGAUAUGCUGACUAUGAAAUUAAAUAAUCAAAAUGUGGAAGUAACUUUAAAACAUUAAUAUAAGAAUGUCAUUCAAAGUGUAAAUCAUGUUAUUAGGCUGCUGAUGAUACACAAAAUUAAUAUUGUUUAACUUGUAUUCCUGGAUAGAAUCGUGUUCUUUCAGAUGAUUUCAAUUGUGAUUGUAAAAAUAAUUAUGGAGAUUUUAAUGGCACUUUAGAUGUGUGUCUAAGUACUUACAUCAAUUAAAAAUAGAAUGUCAUUAUACAUGUGGUAGUUGUAAUGAUUUUGGUUCCAAUAAUUGUACAUUAUGUUUACCAAGCUCACAUAGAUACUUAACUCUUGAAGGAAAAUGUUUAUGUAAAUCAUCAUAUUUUGAUGAUCAAACUGAUAGUAUAGUAUGUGCAUGUAUAAUAUAUAAUUUAAUAAAUAGAAUGUCAUUAUUCAUGCUUGUUAUGUGCAAAUAAAAUUGAAAAAGAUGCAUGCUAAUAAUGUUCUCAAACUAGAAUUCCUAGUAAUCCAUCGGCUGCUCAAUUCGAAUGUAUUUGCUCUUCUCCAGAUACAUUUGAUGAUGGAUUUUCACCAAUAUGUUAGAAUUGUCAUUACUCUUGUUUAACUUGUAAUGGUCCACUUCCAUCAAAUUGCUUAACAUGUAAUACAAACUAUAGAUAACUCAAUUUAUUCAAUUGCAUGUGUCCUAUAGGAUUUUAUGAUGUUGGAUCAUUAGAAUGUGCUUGUAAUACAUUUGACAAGAUUAAUAGAAUGUCAUUAUUCUUGUUAUUCAUGUUAUAAUGAUUCAAUAGAAAGUUGUGUUACUUGUUCUCUUGAUCUCCAUUAUAGAGUCUUAAAAGGUUUAUAAUGUUUUUGUGCAGAUGGAUAUUAUGAAGAUUCUGGAAUAGCCUUAUGCAAAAGUAUACAUUUUAAUCUAAUAAUUAGAAUGCUCAUAUAAAUGUGAAACCUGCUAAACAUUAGAAGAUAAGUGUUUAAGUUGUCCAUCUAAUUCUUUUAGAAUAUUUGAUCCUGUUUAAGGAUGUUAUUGUCCAGAAGAAUACUUUGAUAAAUAUAAUGAAUCAACUUGUCUAAGUUAUAUCUAUAUUUAUUAUUAGAAUGUCAUUUCAAAUGCUAAACUUGUAACGGUAUUACUGAAUAAUCAUGUUUAACUUGUGAUCCUGUUUUUAAUAGAAUAUUAAAUGUUAAUUAAUGUGAAUGUAAAAAACAUUACUUUGAUAUGGAGGUUUCAGAAUGCAUAAGUUUAUUUUUAUAAUUCUAAAUUUUAGUUUGUAGCGAAUUUUGUUAUGAAUGCAAAGACAACUCUUAGAAAUGUACUUCAUGCUAUCAAAAUAGAUAUUUAGAUAACAGUACUUGCAAAUGUUUAACUAAAAUUUAAGGAAUAACUAUUAGUACAUUUGAAUAUAAUAAUAUGGUUGAUUGCUAGAGUAAUAUAUUUGUUAUAUGAUCACCAGAAUGCCAUUAUUCUUGUGCUAUGUGCAAAGGUUUUGAUUUAACAGAUUGCAUUUCUUGUAUUGAUAGCGAAGAAAGAUUCUUAGAUGCAAAUACAUGUCUUUGUAAAGAAGGGUAUUAUGAUGCAGGAAUGCCUGAUUGCAAAAGUAUUAAUAAAUUUAAUAAAAAUAGAAUGCAGUUAUAAAUGUAAAGAAUGUUAUAAGUCAUCUGAAACAUGUACUUCUUGUAAAGAUAAUUCAUUUAGAUUAUAUAAAUCAGGUUUAAAUAAAUGUUAAUGCAUUGAUAGCUAUUUUGAUGACGGAGAAAAUGAGGUUUGUUAAAGUAUUUGAUUAUUAUAUAAUUAGAAUGCCAUUAUUCAUGUCUCAGAUGUAAUGACAUUGAAACAAGAUGUGAGAUUUGUUCUAUUGAAUCAAAUAGAACUUUUAAUGAUCAAAUUUUUACUUGUGAUUGUAAUGAAGGAUAUUAUGAUGAUGGAGUUUAAAUUUGUUAGAAAUGCCAUUAUUCAUGUUUAAAUUGUACUUUUGGAGAUUCUAAUACAUGUAUUUCAUGUUUAGAUUCAAACAUAUCACAUAGAGUAUAUUAUAAUAAUACAUGUAAAUGUUUCUUUGGAUAUUUUGAUGAUGCUUAAUCAGUUAUAUGUUAAAAAUGCGAUAUCAAUUGUUUAAGUUGUAUUGAUUAAGCAUAUAAAUGCUUAUCAUGUCCUUAGACUAGAAAAAUAUAAACAAAUUGUAAAUGUGAAUAAGGUUAUUAUGAUGUGGGAUUAUAAUUUUGUUCAAAAUGUAAUUCUAAUUGUAUGACAUGUGAAAUCAAAUCAAAUAACUGUACUUCUUGUGAUCUUAAUUUGUUAAGAGAACUUAAUAUUAUUACUCAAACUUGUGAUUGUUUACUUGGUUAUAUUGAAAUAAAUGGAAUUUGCUAAUAAUGUCAUUAAAAUUGUAAAACAUGUUCAUAAUCAAUUAAUAAUUGUAUUUCUUGUGUGAAAUUUCGAUAUUUAAUAGACAAUUAAUGUUUCUGUAAUGAUGGAAUGUAUGAAUCUAAUUUAGAUAAAUAAUGUAAGUUAUGUGAUAAAACUUGUUUAACUUGUAUUUCUACUAAUACAAACUGUUUAACUUGUUCAAUAGAAAAUUUUAGAGAAUUUAAAUCUGGAAAUAAAUGUGAAUGUAUGUAAGGAUUUUAUGAAAAUCCAAUCAAUAAAAAUUGUGAAGAAUGCGAAAAAUCUUGUUUAAUUUGUUCUUUAGUAUAUGACAAUUGUUUAUCAUGUGAUUCUAACCUCAAUUUAAAUUUAAUAAAUAAUAAAUGCUUAUGUUCAUCAUCAUAUUAUUUUGAUUCUUUGACAAAGUCAUGCAAAUGUAAUUAAAAAUUAUAAUAAUUUUCAAUUAGAAUGCAAUAUUAAUUGUUUAGAGUGUGAAAAUUCUACUGAAUGUUUAACAUGUAUAUUAUCAACUAGACAUUUUGAUUAUGUUUCAAAGUAAUGUUUAUGUAAUACUGGAUAUUUUGAAAUCAAUUAACAAAAUUGUAAAUGUAAUUCAUUUGAAUAUCAUUUAUAGAAUGUCAUUAUUCGUGUGAAACUUGUGAAAAUAAUAAUACUAAUUGUUUAAGUUGUUUAGACAUACAUCAUAGAAAAUUGAUAAAUAGUAAAUGCCUUUGUUUUGAUGGCUAUUAUGAAGUUGGAAUUGAAUAAUGUUGGAAAUGCUCUAAUAUUUGUAAAACAUGUGAGUCUUCUGCAUAGAAUUGUAAGACUUGCUAUGAAAUAGAAUAAAAAAGAUAUUAUUCAGAAUAUAAAUGUUUAUGUAAUCCUGGAUAUUUUGAAUCAAACGAAGAAAUCUGUACAAGUAUUAAAUAAUUUAUAAAAUUAAAUAGAAUGUUCAAAUGAAUGUUUAACUUGUUAAGGAUAAGCUGAUUAUUGUACAAGUUGCGAUAUCCUUGCAAAAAGAUUAGAUUAAUCCAUAAUUCAUAAGUGUCCUUGUAUAAUUGGAUUUUAUUAGGAUCAAAAUUUAAUUUGUUAAAGUAAAUUCUCAAUUUUUAUAUUUAUAGAAUGCCAUAUCAAAUGUUAAACUUGUAUCAAUAAGUUUGACUAAUGUUUAAGUUGUAAAUUUGAACUUAAUUCAAAUCGAAAGUCUUUAUCUAAUUAAUGUAAUUGUAAAGAUGGUUAUUUUGAUGAUGGAACUCAAUUAUAAUGUUAAAAAUGUAGUCUAAAAUGCAAGACUUGUAAAAAUUAAGCAAAUUAUUGUAUAAUUUGUUAGAAUACUGUAAGAAUUCAUCCUCCUUAAUGUGAUUGUUUGGAUGGAUAUUUUGAAGAUUAAUAAUUGACUUGUUAAAGUAUUCAAUAUUAAUACAUAAGUUUGUGAUCCUUAAUGCAAUACUUGUGUAUCAUCACCAUCAAACUGUUUGAGUUGUAAGCCUGGAAGAUCAGGAAAUGAUUGUAAAUGUAUUGAUGGAUAUUUAGAAAUAGGAUAAAUUUUAUGCGAAAGUAUUAAAAUUAUUAAAUUUAAAUAGAAUGUGGCUUCUAAUGUGCUACUUGUGAUUAAAGUAGAUUUAAUUGUAAAGUUUGUAAAGGCAAUAGAAUUUAAGAGCCUAAAUGUAUUUGUCAAUCUGGAUACUUUGAUGAUUAAAUAAAUGAAGAUUGUUAAUAAUGUGAUAGCACUUGUAUAGAGUGUAAUAUAAAUGGAUGUUUAUCUUGUUCUGCCAAUAGAAUAUUAAAUGAGAAAAUGGUUUGUAUUCCACCACCUAAUUCAAUAUGGCAUGAUAAUACUCCUUGGUGUUCAAGUAAUUUAUUUAUAAUAUUAUAUUAGCAUGUCAAGUGGCAGUCGUUAAAGUUUAGCUAUCAGAUGAUAUCAGUAAGAUUAUCAUUCAUUUUGAUUUCCCUUUAAAUUCAAAAGGAUUUAAUUCAUAAAUCGAAAUUAAUAAAUGUAUGUAAAUAUUUGAAUCAGAAUCUGUAUUAAUUUUCGGUUAAACUCCUGUUUGCUAUCUAAAUCCAGAUAAUAAUUAGGAAUUAUUAAUCUAAUUAGGGGAUAACUCGAAAAUUAAUAUUGGUGAUGAUAUUUAAUUUAAAAGUAAUUCUUUAUCUCAUGUUAAUUGUGAAUCGGCUUUGUAAAAGUUUAUUUUUACAACAUUAUAAAUGCCAAUAAAUCCUAUUCCUCCAUUAAUCGAAUAUAACGUACCUUUAGAUAAAAUAAAUCCUUAUGCAGAAACAUUAGUAUAUGUAAAAUCAAUGAUUAAUACUGGAAAUAAAAAAUUAAAUAAUAUAUUUUGGAGUUGUUAAGUAAAUGCAUCUGAAAAAAAUGAUAAACUUUAGGAAUUCUUAGAUUAAAAUAACUUUAAUUAAGAAUAUAAUUUACUGAUACCAGAGUUUACUUUAAUUCCUAACGCAGUCCUAAAAUUUAAAAUUUAAUAUUCAAACUUUAUUCAUCUUAAUUCCUUUUCAGAAUUCACAAUACUAACCCAUUCUGGAGAAUAACCAUAAAUUUAUAUUAAUUAUAAACAAUCUUAUUUUGUUUUUGAGAAAAUUUCGAUUAGUAUUUCUGUAGGAACUUUAUUUAAAUCAAAUAUCAUAGAUAAUUCGAAAUACUCAAUAAAUCUUUUUGAAAUUAACAGACACCCAAAAAAAUCUUUAUCUUCAUAAUUAAAUAUAUCAACCGAAUCAAACUCUUUUGAGUUUAUCUAUGCAAAUAUUUCAAAAUAUACUUUGAGUCCAAAUUCAACAUAUACUUUUCAAAUAAAAGCAUAAAAUUAAAUGACAAAUAUAUUUGAGAUUAAGAAUUUCACUAUAUAAAUUCCUUUUGCUGGAUUAUAUUGCAAGUUUAAUCACAUGGGAAUCUAGUAUAUAAGGAAAAAUUUAAGUCUUUAAGUUGAAUGUGUAGAUUUUGAUAGAACAUAUGAUUGGAAUAGUGAUCCAGAUUUGAAUAUCGAAAUAUCUUGUAAGGAUAUUACACUAAGUGGAACCUGUAUAAAUUUAAAGAAAGAAAACAUACAUAUAAACACAACUGAAAUCAAUUAAUUUAUUGAUAAAAAUUCAAUUGCGCCUUUCACCGUUUAAGAAUGGACAGUAGAAGCAAAAAAAUUUUAACAGGAAGCUAAAUUUAAUUUAAUUAUUGUUUAUUUAGAAGAUGAUUUAUCUUUUUUAGAAUUAGAUUAUAAUAAAGGUUAUUUAAUGAGAAAGAUUAAUAAUUAUGAACUGUUAAAUUUUACAUAUCUUAUCCCAUUUACAUAAAAACCAUAUUUAGUAGAUCAAUAAAUUGCUAUUAUUUAUGAAUAUGAAAUAAUCGAGAUACUUUAACCAAAAUAUAUUUCACAUUCAUUUAAAUUAUUUAAUAUUUUGAAGGAGUUAAGGUAUGGGGAUAAAAUAAAUCUUAAAUUAACAGCAUAAUAUUCUAAUAAUAUAAUGCCUAGCAUGAAUAAUAUUAAAUUAACAUUAAAUCGGCCUCCUGUCUGUUAGAAAAUAUUAAUUAAUAAUUAGAGUGAUUUAGCACUUACAAAUAUCAUAGUUUUAAUUUCAUGUAUGAAUUCUGCUGAUUCACCAUACAAAUAUUAACUCAAGAUAUUUUUAAGAGAAGUUGAUUUAUAAUCAUUUUUAGAAGGUUAAUUGGAUAACUCCUUGACACUUAAACCUUAUUAAAAUAAUAAUUAAUUCUAAAUACAAGUUCCUACCUCAGUAGAUUCUUCUAAAAUUGGAAUUCUUGUUUAAAUUCUUGAUAAUGGAGGAUCAAUAACAUAAAUUUAUGAAACUAUUGCACCGAAACCUGCAUAAAUAGACUGUGCUUAAAUUUAAUUUUAGAAUUUAAAUCUAUAAAAUAAAAUAGUAAUGCUAUUUGAAUCUAUGAAUCUAAAAUGUACUAAUCUACAUAAAUAAAUUUAUAAUGAUUUACUUUACUUAUAAAUUUUACAAAAUUAAAUGGACAAUAUUUUAAAAUUUUAAGCAAUAAAACUUUAUUAACAAUUUUCAAUAUUUGAAGCAUAAUCUAUAUCUUAAAAUCUAGGUGAUUUAAAUGAAAAUAGAUGUUUUGAUCUUAAUUCAUCUAGUAUUGUUGUUACAUCACAAAAAACGUAAACAACUUAUGACACACCUUAAUUAUUAAAGCAAUUAAAAGAAAAUUCAAUUUUAUUGAAUUCAACUUUAAAGUAUUUUCAGAAAAUGAAAAAUCAAAGUGAAGAGGAACUUCUUGAAAAUUAAUACAUUUGGAAUGAAGAAAUCUAUGAAUAGCUCUAAUAUUCAUUAACUGGCAUGAUAAAUUUAGUAUAUUAUUUUGAUGAAAUUUAUUCAAGUUUAUCAAAAAUUAAUUAAAAAUAAAUAUAGAUUUAUUAGACGAUAGAUGAAUUAUUAAAAAUCAUCGAAAAAGUAGGAGAAGAGAUACAAAAUACAAUUAUUGUUAACAAUAAAGCAUUUAUUCUUCAAGGUAAUGAGAUUAUUUGGUAGAUGAAAAGAACUAAAAAAUAACUUUUUAACUAUUAAUUUCAUGUAGAAUCAACUAAAGAAGAUUAUUUGAUAGAUUUUAUUUAAUUGGAAUCUAUUCACCUAAAAAGUAAUCCAUUAAGAUUUAUGCCAGAUUUAGAUAAUAUCCUUCAAAAAUAAUUUAAAGUUCAAAAAUUACAAAUUUAUCCGAAAAGUUUCUAUAAAAUUUAAUUUAAAAAUAUUUAUAAAGGAAGAUAUAUUUUAUUUGAAGAUUUUUAAUCUGUAUACAGCACUUCAUUUGAAUCUUUUAGUAUUUGCUAAAGUAACAUAUAAACAAUUGAAUAACACCAAAUUCAAUGCAUCUAGAAAACUCUAUCUGGAUAAUUUUAUCUAUGCGAUUUGACUGGAAUAACAAAAAAUGCUGUUAUAGAAAUAAGAUGUGAAUGUUCUCGAUUUGGAGAAAUAUUUUUAGUAUCUUCUACAAAUUUUACAUUAACAAAUGUAGAUAUUAGUAAUGAAAUAAUAUUAAAUUAUGAUAUGGCAACCUUAUAUGAUUAUUUUACUGAUUUAAUAGCAAGUACUGGUACAUUAACGUUGAUAUUUUUCAUAAUCUAUGUUUAUUAAUUAAUUAAGAAUUUCAAAUAUUAAUUGUAAACAGAAGAAACUAUUCCUACAAGAAGAAAUUUAGAUUUAAUAGAUCAGAAUAAAAUGAUGUAUAGAGGAUUUAAAAAUAUAUUCAAAAUAAAUGCAAAAGUAAUUUUGUUAUUUAUUAUUAGUUAAUUCAUCAAAGCAUUUCAUUAUUUUAUUAUAAAGACAAAAACAUUCAUCUUAGUUACAGGAUUUUGGAAAUUUCUUCUUAAUUUUAAAUACUUUUGACUUUAGCUAUAAUUGAAUGUUAUAAGAUUAAAAUUAUAAAUACUUAUAUCAUAGUAUUUAUAAUUGCAAAUCCUAUCUUACUUAUGAUUUUGAGAAUCUUUUAUAAAAUAAUUGAAGCAAUAUAUAGAUUUAAAAGAAUUGCCGCUUUUAUAAGUUAGUUUAUUCUAAUCAUAUUUUUGAUGCUUCCCAAUCUUAUCCUCUUAAUAUUAUAUUUAUUUAAGUAUUAAAUUUAUAUUAUUUAGAACAUAAAUAUAAUCUGAAAAAUAUUUAAUUGCCAUAAUCCAUUCAGGGAGUGUUAUUAUAUCAUAAGUUUUGGUUGAACCAUUUAUAAUCGGUUGCAGAAUAAUACUUUAUAGAUUAAUUGCAACAAGCUUGAAAAAUAUGGAACUAAAUCCAUUUUAUCAUUUAAUCCAUUUUUUUGUGAUGCAUUCCAGCUUAGAGGAAAUAUUUGAUGAAUUUUCAAGAAUAUGA